Messenger RNA from Debaryomyces hansenii CBS767, 708 nucleotides. Its product is annotated as DEHA2B13464p. The transcript has a single exon. Bases 1 to 708 code for a protein of 235 amino acids. NCBI's taxonomy places the organism in Eukaryota, Fungi, Ascomycota, Pichiomycetes, Serinales, Debaryomycetaceae. The record is from RefSeq and is a predicted model, not a curated record.
AUGAAGCUGUCAAUUUUAACAAUCCUUCUGACUGUGCUUACAUCAGUUAACUCCAAAGUAGAAGAUCACAAAAUUGAAAAUUCAGAACUUAGUGUUAAUGUUAACGAUGGUUCUGGGGAUGAAUACUCUGGUGUAGUGAUUCACGGAAAUGAGAAAAGAGACGAUGAUGAUGGUCAAGAAGAUGAUGGAGACAACGAUGGUCGUACUGAAAUAGAAGAUUAUUGUAAGUUUUAUAUUGCUCAAGAUAAUGACGAAACAUGUGCUUCAAUUGCGGCUAAAUAUUCUGGUCUUACAGAAAGCGAUAUUGUGAGUUUUAAUUCUAAAAAUGGUCAUUUUUAUGGUUGUGAUUGGAUAUGGGAAGGAGAUGAAAUAUGUAUAUCUAAACCUUAUGGCGACAACGAUAACGACCAUCAGCGUACGUCCUCUGAACGUAGUUCAUCCCUGAAAACUUCAGCACAAUCUUCGAAACUUACAUCGACAAGAAAUUCGCAAGCAACUGAUAACGAUGGUAAUGAAACUGACACUGAUGACGACCAUGGACGUACCACUAAGUCAUCUUCUAAGCGUAGUUCAUCGCAGGCUCCAGCACAAUCAUCGUCGACAAGUAAUUCGCAGUCAACUGAUUCAGGGUCUGGUGCUACAGUAGAUUAUCAACGUUCGUGGUUUGGUAUUGCCGGUGCUAUUGCACUUGGUGGCUUCUUGAUUUAA